Molecule: messenger RNA, 2496 nt
Organism: Neltuma alba
Lineage: Eukaryota; Viridiplantae; Streptophyta; Magnoliopsida; Fabales; Fabaceae
Product: disease resistance protein At4g27190-like
Exons: 1
Coding region: 1-2496 (831 amino acids)
Molecular function (GO): ADP binding; ATP hydrolysis activity
Source: RefSeq, a predicted model, not a curated record
AUGGAAGAAAUUGGGACUUGUAUAGCGACCAAGCUUGCAGAGUGUCUAUGGGAUCCAAUUUCACGUCGCGCUCGUUAUUUGUUUUGCUUCAACCAAUUCAAUGGAGGUUUUGAGAAAGCAAAAGAAGGGCUGGAGGUGACAUUAGCAGACUUGAACAAGCGCAAGGAAGAAGCUGAUCGAAAAAUUGAAGAAAUAAUGCCAUCUGUGAGGAAGUGGUUGGAUGAUGUGAAUGCUAUCCUAGAGGAGGUGCAAAAGGUGCAACAGGAGGUUGAACGAGAAGGAAAGAAAUGUUUUAACAUGUCACUCAAGUAUUCCUUAGCAAAACAAAUGGAUGAUGUGGCUGAGCAAAUGAAGGAACUCAAGAGCAAUUCCCACUUUGAUCCAUUUUCCCAGUCGAUCCCACUUCCUGACAUUACCUACUUCCCUUCCAAAGAGUUUGUGGAUUUCAACUCCAGAAAAUCGACUUAUAAUCAUCUUUUGGAGGCAGUUAAAGAUGGCAAGAACAAGAUGAUUGGGCUCUAUGGUAUUGGCGGUUCAGGUAAAACCACUUUGGCAAAAGAAGUAGGCAAGACAAUGCAUGAUUUGAAGCUUUUUGACAAGUUCAUCAUGGUGGUUGUUUCGAAACCUCCAAAUGAAGUAAAAAUUCAGCAAGAAAUAGCAGACCAAAUUGAUUUGAAAUUUGAUGUGGCCACUCAAUCUGUAAGAGCACAAAGGCUAUCAGAAAGAUUGAGAAGUAUGAAAAUUCUUAUAAUCUUGGAUGAUGUGUGGAGUAAUGAUCUAAACUUUCAAGAAAUUGGUAUUCCGAUUAAUGAAAAUUGUUGUGUUUUGUUAACUACUCGUCUUCGAGAUGUUUGUGUCUUUAUGGGUUGUGAGGAAAAUUUUGAAUUGUCUCUCUUGAUAGAGGAGGAAGCAUGGGAUUUGUUAAAGAUGCAUGCAAACUUAACCCAUGACACAUUGAAUGAGUUUGUUGGUGUGGGAAAGAAAAUUGUUGAUGAGUGCAAGGGACUACCUAUUGCAAUUGUGACAGUGGGAAAGGCAUUAAGAGGAAAAGGUAUUCGGGACUGGAAGUUAACACUACGGAGGCUACAACAAUCCCUACCAUUGGAUAUUGAUGAGAGUUUAAGGGGCCCUUAUGCAUGUCUCAAAUUGAGUUAUGAUUAUUUGCCAAGUCUAGCAAAGCACCUCUUCCUAUUGUGCUCUAUGUUUCCUGAGGAUCAUCAAAUUCAUAGAGAGGAUCUUGUUCGAUUUGCCAAACGGACUUUGGAAGUUGAGGGGAUUGUUUACACGAUGGAGGAUGCAAGGAGGGAGAUUUUAGUAAGCAUUGACAGGCUAUUAGAUUCUUGUUUAUUAAUGCAUACAAAUGAGCAAGCAUGUGUAAAAAUGCAUGACUUAGUUCGGGAUGUAGCUUUGUGGAUUGCGAGGGAGCAACAUCAAGCAAUUUUGGUGGAUAGCAAUGCGGUUUCAAAAAUGUUGGCUGAAAAUGAAAGUUUGAAAGAGACAAAGGUAAUAUCAUUAUGGAAUCUGGAAGGCAAUUUUUGGCAGUCUAAUCAAUUGCAUUGUCCAACACUUGAGGUUCUGCUACUUCAUCCCAAAGGGUUCAUUGAAGAUCUUGGAGGGAUUGAAGCGCUCAAAAUCUUGGUCCUUGCAACAUCUAGCUUUCAAUGGAAAGGACUUGGUUGGCGUACACAAAUUCAAUGGUCAAUGCCGCAAUCAAUUGUGUCAUCAUUAAUUAAUCUUCAUACCUUAUGCUUCAGAGGAAUUGCAUUGGAUGACAUCUCUUUUCUAGGUCAACUCAAAGGAUUAGAGAUUCUUGACUUGCGUGGUUCUCAAUUUGGUGAAUUACCUAUUGGAAUUGUAGGUAUGAAAAAAUUGAAGCUGCUGGAUGUGUUUGGGUGUGAAAUUGAAAAAAGUCCUCUUGGAAUUAUUGGAAAAUGUGAGCAACUUGAGGAAUUAUACUUUUGGGAAAAGAAAUCUGCCAUAUCAGAAAAUUUCUCUCUUUCGAGGUUGAAGAGGUACGUUAUCUAUGACACCACAUCAUUGAAUAUUUCUAGUUAUGAAGAUCCUCCUUUUGUAGAAUAUUUUGAUGCUCAUUGCAUUGAAGAACUGAGAGCUUUAUGCAUACAAGGCUUCAAAGCCUCUGUUUCGAAUUCGUCAAUGAAAGAUCUCAUUCUUGGAGCAAACUGUCUUUGGUUAGACAAUUGUAGGUGGGAUCUUAAUGAUAUAAAUUUUGAAAUAAAGCACUUAGCAAUUUCACGCUGUCUGGAGAAGAUAUUCAUAGCUGAUAACAUGAGCGCCAACAUUCUUCAAAUAGGACGAGUGUUCUCCCACCUGAUUAGUUUAAGAUUGAGAAACAUGAAUAGUCUUGAACAAGUGUUCCAAGAUUCAUCGAUCACAUGUUCUCUUCCGAUGUUUGUUUCUACAGAGCUGUCCAGAAUUGGGAACCUGCAUCUUCACCUAUGCCACUGUUACAAGCCUACCGAAGCUGAGGAAACUUGA